Molecule: messenger RNA, 567 nt
Organism: Dioszegia hungarica
Lineage: Eukaryota; Fungi; Basidiomycota; Tremellomycetes; Tremellales; Bulleribasidiaceae
Exons: 6
Biological process (GO): protein catabolic process
Molecular function (GO): protein-N-terminal glutamine amidohydrolase activity; protein-N-terminal asparagine amidohydrolase activity
Source: RefSeq, a predicted model, not a curated record
GGGGAGGUCAUUGGAAACUACAGGAAGACCUUCCGAUUCGAGACGGACAAGAAUUGGGCGAGGGAGGGGGAUGGAUUCAAGCACUUUGAUCUCGGGGCGCCGCUAGGUCGAGUCGGGCUGGGGAUUUGUAUGGAUGCAGAUAUGAACCCCAAAGACUUUGUCGCGCCAUGGGAUGCCUUCGAACUCGCCAGCUACGCCCGGAAGAACGCCAUCGAUACACUGGUCGUACCGAUGAACUGGCUCGAUGCGCCCGUCGAACCGCCCAAUGCCCCACCGCCACAGGAUCCUGAUGCCCCGUCCGAGUCUACCUUGAAUUACUGGGCGGCCAGGUUGACGCCGCUACAUGAUCCCACGCCGGACUAUGCGGAGCUGGGCGCGGCGGACGGCGCUGAGAACGGGGGGAAGGAGGUCAUUUUUGUGGGGUGUAAUAGGGUCGGAACUGAGGAAGGGACGACCUUCAUCGGGACGAGCUGCGUCAUGACCGUCUCGUCGGACCCAUCGCGGAUAGAGCUUGUGGAUUGCUGUACUAUCUCAGAGGAACGAGUCUUGGUCACUACCGUUUCGUAA